AUGUACCAGAAACUGAUGCCCGCGACAUCGCCAGGGCCAGACCCCUCUACAUACCCAGAGCCGGACCCAUCUGUCGCGACAGCGGGUCCGGCCCGGCCGCAGCGCGAACACGGGGCCCCUGCGGGCCCCAACCCGGGGUUUCGGGGCAAACCCCGGCCGGCAGCGCCGGGCCCGGGCCGGGGCCGGACACGGGCCGGGCCUGCCGGGGCACCGGAGCCACCGGGCGACCACGGGGGUCCCGCCGCGCCCCCGCCCCGCUCGUUCGGAGCCUCACGGCGGCCCCGGCUCCCCCCAGUGCCCCCCGGCCCGGCCCGGCCCUGCUCACCGGCGGUGCGGGCCCCGCAGCCCCGCUCGAGCAGCCGCUCCGCCCGCGCCCGUCACCUGACGGCCCGGAAGCGCGGCCGGCGGAAGGGACCGGGCCGGGGCUGGGGCCGUUCCGCCCGCCCGGCACCGCCCGCGGCUCCCCCGCACCCGGCACCGGAGGCGCUGCCCCGGCGGCCCCUCCUGUGCUCCCCCCCAGACCCCGCACACGGGCGUUACCUGCGCUCCGGUAGAACGGCCGGGGCUACUCGGCCCGUUCCGAGCCCCCCCCCCCGCGCCCCUGAGCGCUGCGGCUGCCCCGGUUUGGCUGCCGGGGGAGGUGUCCAAACGGCGGCCUCUGGGGAGAGCACAAAACGCGGGCGGACUACAGCUCCCGGCAUGCCCCGCUGUUGGACUGCAGCUCCCGGCAUGCCCCGCUGUUGGACUGCAGCUCCCGGCGUGCCACGCGCCUGCAACAUGGCGGCGCCCAGGGGCGGCUCGGGCCCAGACACCGACACCGGCAGCAGCUCGGACUCGGACGGCGGCGGCGAGGCCGCGGCGCGGUUCCGGGAGGCCGCCUGGGACUGUGCGGCGCAAGCGGCGGCGGCUGCACCACGGGCGGAGCCGCGCGGCGGUGGCUUUAGGAAGGAUCUGUUACAGCCCAAAGAUCAGCCAAGCCUGAGGCGGGAGGUGAACGGCUGCCAGGAGGGUGACAACGAGCUCCACACAACUGCAGAGUUCAGAGCACACGUGGCCAAGAAACUGGGAGCAAUGCUGGACAGUUUCAUCACUGUUUUGAAGGACUCAUCAGGACCUUCUCAGACCUCUGUGCCACAGUCUGACUCUGCAGAUGAUGGUUUUCGCCUCUUCUCCUCCUCUGUCCCUGGAGACUGUGGGAAACCAGAGCCUUGCCCUGCAGCAAGGAGGAGGCGCCCAGUGAGCUCCAGCGACACGGACAGUGACCAGGAAUGGCAAAGGUUCCAGGAGGCUGCUGUGUCAGCUGCAGAUAUUCUGAAGCAAAGUGCUUUUCCUGCACUAUCCCAGGAUUCCAGCCAGGAUCAGAGUCAGGGUUGUGUAGAGCACAACCAGAAAAAAAAGAAGAAGAAGAAGAAGAAAAUUAAGGGAGAGAAAAAUAUUCAAGAGAAAAGAAUAGACCCAGUAGAGUGUGACCAGAUCUGCAAAGAUUUGCCUCGGUUGGUGUCUGCAAAUGGACAGCAGGAGAGACAGAACAGCAAUCAUGGAGACAACUCAGUGCUGCCAGGAGCUGUGAAGAAGAAAAGGAAGAAGAAAAAAUUAGAAUGAUGGUUUUACUCUGCAAACAGCAGGCAGUUGUGAUGGAUGAAGGAAAUGAAAGAAAACUUAACAACAAGAGUUGCUGCAGAGGAGGGAAAAUUAAUUGGCAGAGCUUCUGUUCUAAAAGCUCAGUGGCCUGAGAGACUAAUUAAGUGCCUUCCUGUGCUGUUGGCACCCCUGUGGAAGGGAACAUUGUUCUCCUCACAUGGCAGUUGUCUGUGCUGCUGCUUGUGCAGGCCAACCCUAAAAGGACGAAAUCCUGUGCCAGACUUGUUUGACAGAGGGGUGUAAUCACAGCUGCAUCCCUCCUGCUCUGUCUUCACAUCAUGAAACCAAAUCUGGUGUCCUGGAGAAAGUACAUGAUGAAUUGAAUUUGGUUUACAUGGCAACAGACAAAAAGCUGUAAGGAACCUUUAGUAAGAGUAAGCACCACGAGGUUAAACAAUGGGACAGACCACCUUGAUAUGAGUUUUAGAAGACAGACAUAGAAGAUUUCCAGGACCUCAUAAAAGACUUAUUUUCUUCAGCAAGAGACCAGAAAGCAGCAAAAUUCUCAGGUGAGAGAAGCCUUCAUUUCCCCGAGGUGGGUUCUGAAUUGCUGCCUUGGACCAGACCCUGCUCAGACAGAGGUUCAGAGCUGUGAAGUGCUCAGGACCAUCCUCUGACCCUUUCCUCAGGAGCUGCAAGCCCUGCACAGCCUGGAGCCGGGCUGGGCACAGAGGGAAGACAUGGUCUGCACCCAGAGCACCAUGUGGCCUCCCUGCAGGGCGUUAACAAAGCUCAGAUGGACACAGAAGACUUUCUUUGCGCGGCUAAAAAGAAGUAACAAUUCGGAGUCCACGUAAAAACAUGUAAUGAUUCCUUAUACACACAGAAGUCCUGAUGAUGCAGCUUCUGCUUGCCUUGGAGACCUUCAGCUGCAGAGGCUUUUUUUUGAAACCAGUGAACUCUGAAGUCUAUAAACCCAGAAGUGAACAUCUGUUUUUAUGCUGGGACCUCACUGAACGCUACAACUGGAUGCCAUGUGGAGAACUGAAUAUGGAAACCUUUCAAAUACUAAGGAGGAGGUAAAUAUUCCCUGUCACCUUAUCCUGAAGGUCUUUUUCCCUUGGUCUGUUAGAAUUGUCCAUUUUAAACUGCAGGACCCUGGAGAAUUAGCAAAAGAACCCAGCAAACUUACCCACUUGAUCUUGCCAUUGACUGGGACCUGCCAGGCUGUGCCACUGAAUGGUUCAGCACUCCAUUAAAGUAUUUCAGAUUCUUCAGUGCAGGAAAACCAGUGAGCUUUUCAGUGUUUCUUAAAUGUUACAGAUUUAAGGAAUGGAGGGGAUUCCUGCUGCAAAUUAGCCAGUAUCCCUAUUUUACAGCCUGGCACUAAGGAUUGCAAUAUCCUAUUUCCCAGUGCCGUGACGUGCAGUUGUGAGGUGAUGAGACAGUAGAGGCCAGGGUGGAAGCUGCAGAGCUUUUACCAGUUAGAUUCUAGUUCUAAUAGUAGAGCAAGAGCUCAGUUGCAGAGUCUGGCCAUAAUCCAAUGCUCUCCUGUAACUGAAUUGUGCUCAAGGGUUGUACCUUGAGAAUGAAUAUUUGAAAUAAGGAGGUCUUGGGUUUGCUAACCCAUCUCAUCUGUUACCAGUGCUUAGUAUGUGUUGAUGUCCUGAAUUGUAGCAAUUUCCCAGGCCAUGGCUUGAUCCUCAAGUCACUCUGAUUAAUGUGAUCUUGGUAAUGUGCAAGUGGAGACUUUUAAAAUUCAGAGCACCGAGUGAGACCUGCUUGUUUUCCUCAUGUUUGCAGUAUUGGUUCUGUAUUUUUUCCCCUGCAGAAUGUUUUCUCUAGGUGUAAUUAAUCUGGUGGUUGAGACCCCUCAAAUUCAGUGUUUCUUGACAAGACAUAAGCAGCGUUACAGCACUAAUCUGGUCAGUUUAAUAGCAAGCUCACAAACAAUUGUACAUUAACAAAUCAGUUUGGAUGCAGAUUGGACAAAAUAUAUCAGUAAUCACAAGAAGUCUGAUUUCUAUUUUAUUUUAAUGGCAAGUUUUAAUAAAGAUAUUAAACAUGUUCAA
Messenger RNA from Chiroxiphia lanceolata (lance-tailed manakin), 3653 nucleotides. RefSeq names its product chromosome 18 C12orf43 homolog (gene C18H12orf43). The record is from RefSeq and is a predicted model, not a curated record. The coding region runs from base 1 to 1602 and encodes 533 amino acids. Gene Ontology annotation, biological process: Wnt signaling pathway; Spemann organizer formation; negative regulation of Wnt signaling pathway. The transcript is spliced from 11 exons. Lineage: Eukaryota; Metazoa; Chordata; Aves; Passeriformes; Pipridae.